Messenger RNA from Tachysurus fulvidraco (yellow catfish), 2293 nucleotides. It is a transcript of the gene klc3, whose product is annotated as kinesin light chain 3. The transcript has 15 exons. Gene Ontology annotation, cellular component: kinesin complex; cytoplasm; membrane-bounded organelle. Gene Ontology annotation, molecular function: kinesin binding. Lineage: Eukaryota; Metazoa; Chordata; Actinopteri; Siluriformes; Bagridae. The record is from RefSeq and is a predicted model, not a curated record. Bases 278 to 1810 code for a protein of 510 amino acids. Gene Ontology annotation, biological process: axo-dendritic transport.
GCAUCAUUGCCGCUGUGCACGCUGGGAAGAUGGGGAUUUUGGUCUGUGGUCGAAAUAUUUGAGCCGUAGUUACCUUUAAACGCCGAAUCCUCAGGUUUCUCCGCCGGGGCUCGACGUCACGGUGUUUCUGUCAGGGUUGAGGUGUGUACAGAGCCUGGCAUAUGGUUGAAAUACACCCUGGAUUUCAUACCAGUCCAUUUCGUUGUGCAUUCAUAUUCAUAGAGAUUCACACCCAGAGGCAAUUUUUGAGUACCCAAGACUGAGUUAAGCCAGAGCCAUGUUGUCAGCAGAGGAGAUCUUGAGCAGCACAAGGCAGGUGAUCGCAGGACUGGAGGCUCUGCGUGAGGAGAACCGCAGUCUGCUGGACAUCCUGAAGGAGACACUGCUGAGCCGGACAACCGGUGACAACAGCAGUCUAGAGGAGGAGAAAAGUGGCAUCAUUUUACAGUCCCUGGACAAAAUUGAACUGGGAUUAGGAGAGGCACAGAUGAUAAUGGCUCUGUCGGCACACCUGGGUUCCCUGGAGGCAGAGAAACAGAAACUGCGUGCUCAGGUGAGGCGGCUGUGCCAGGAGAACCAGUGGCUGCGAGAUGAGCUGGCUGGAGCUCAGCAGAAGCUGCAGGAACGUGAGCAGGAAGUGGUGGCACUAGAGGAGCAAAACAACCACCUGCAGUUCAUGAGCAGCAUCCGCAAGUACGACCAAGAUGAGCUGUCACUGGAGGAUAAAGACAUUUCCUCAGUUAAGGAGUCUCUUGAUGAUCUCUUCCCCACUGAUGAAGAAGAGCAAAGACAGAUGUCUCAACCACACCGUAGUGCAAUAACUGCAGCCCACCAGGCCGGAUAUGAGAUCCCUGCCAGACUUAGAACUCUACACAACCUGGUGAUUCAGUAUGCAUCUCAGGGCCGAUACGAGGUAGCUGUGCCUCUUUGCAAACAGGCUCUGGAAGACCUGGAGAAAACCUCUGGGCAUUGCCAUCCAGAUGUGGCCACUAUGCUAAACAUCUUGGCACUUGUGUACAGGGACCAGAACAAAUAUAAAGAAGCUGCCACUCUGUUGAAUGACGCAUUAACAAUACGUGAGGAGACACUUGGCAUGGACCACCCGGCAGUCGCAGCUACUCUAAAUAAUCUAGCUGUGCUCUAUGGUAAAAGAGGGAAGUAUAAAGAAGCAGAGCCUCUGUGCAAGAGAGCACUGGAGAUCAGAGAAAAGGUGCUUGGGAAAGACCACCCUGAUGUAGCGAAGCAGCUCAAUAAUCUGGCUCUGCUGUGCCAGAACCAGGGCAAGUACCAGGAGGUGGAGGACUACUACAAGAGAGCCCUUCAUAUUUACCAGAAUCAGCCAGGCCCAGAUGAUGCAAAUGUGGCCAAAACCAAAAAUAACCUGGCCUCAUGCUACCUCAAGCAGGGGAAGUACAGACAAGCUGAAGCUCUGUAUAAAGAGAUCCUGACACGUGCUCAUGAGAAGGAGUUCGGAUCAGUGGAAGGAGAUGGAAGACCACUUUGGGUGCACACCAAAGAGGGAAGCUCUAGGCAGGAAAGCUUGAAGCGCAGUGGUUCUUUUACGAAGCUUCGGGAAUCUCUGAGGCGGAGCAGUGAAAAGCUGGUUAAGAAGCUCAAAGGGGCUGGAACACAAGAAACAGCACCUCGCAAUCCUGGAAUGAAAAGAGCAAAUUCCCUCAAUGUGCUGAAUGUAGGAAUAAGGGAGAGUCAGGACACUGUAAGGAAUCUCAACAGGCUGACAGACCGUCGUGCUCUGAGCUCCAGCACUCAGAGUUUAGCCCGUCGGAGCUCUUUAAGUGGAGAUGGUUAAGAUUUCCUAGCCACUGUCCUGCUCCUGUCUCCAAAUGGCAGCAUGAAGCUCGUUUAUAACUAAAAAAGUAUUUAUUUCAAAUGAAUAUGAAGUGGCCCACACUAAGCAGAUGAAGUAUGUGACACUUCUCUUUUCCUUCCUUGUUUCCCUCUUACCAUGCAAUCCUGUCGCUCUGUAAGAUUUUAACUUAUUACAUGCAGCUGUAUCUCAAACAUCCCAUUUAAUUAUUACAGGUAAGCAUUAGAGUUAUUUGCCACAUUUUAUGGCCUGCAUUUCCAAAGUAAAAUGAAAUGCUAAUGUUAAAACUAAUAUUUAGUUGAGUUUAGUUAAGUGCUACAAACAUCCUAACUAUAAAUUGGUUUUACUUUUUUUUUUAAUCUAAUACAUUGUACAGUCUCAGUAUAUUAAUGCUAUAGAACAAAAUAAAACUUUCAUUCACAGUACUUUCAUCAAAUCGACGGAAUGCUGUGAGACCUCAGAAUA